Pygocentrus nattereri (red-bellied piranha) is the source of this 2283-nucleotide messenger RNA. RefSeq names its product solute carrier family 35 member A4 (gene slc35a4). NCBI's taxonomy places the organism in Eukaryota, Metazoa, Chordata, Actinopteri, Characiformes, Serrasalmidae. Gene Ontology annotation, molecular function: pyrimidine nucleotide-sugar transmembrane transporter activity. Gene Ontology annotation, cellular component: Golgi membrane. Gene Ontology annotation, biological process: pyrimidine nucleotide-sugar transmembrane transport. The coding region runs from base 26 to 1003 and encodes 325 amino acids. The record is from RefSeq and is a predicted model, not a curated record. The transcript has a single exon.
GUCUGUUUCUGAUGUUGUUUAGAGGAUGAUUGUGAUUGAAAAUGUCAGUUCUAGUGAAACACACCCUCCUCGCAGUAGGCGGUGGCUCCACAGCGUUCGCUGGGCCGUUCUUCUGGUUCUGUUGGUCUUCAUCUAUGGCUCUCACGCUCCCCUCAUCGCCCUCACUAAAAUAGAUGGCCGUGUUCCCUUCAGCUCUUCGUCUUGUGUGGUUCUGAUCGAGUUUAGUAAGCUGCUGGUCUCUCUGGGCGCUCUGCUUAUUACGGGGAACAUCCACACCCUCAGAGCGUCCCUGUCCUGGACUGCUGUUGCUCCAUACACUGUUCCGGCUCUUCUCUACUCCUUCAACAACAACCUGGUGGUCAAUAUGCAGGCCUACAUGGAUCCCAGCUCCUUUCAGGUGCUCAGCAACCUCAAGAUCGCCUCCACCGCCCUGCUGUAUACAUCCUGCCUGAGGAAGAGGAUGAGGCCUGCGCAGUGGCUGGGAUUGGGCUUUCUCAUGGGGGCUGGGGUCUGUCACAGCUACAGCAGUCUGGGUUGGGAAAACCCAGAGGAAGAAGGUAAAAUGAGCCCCAGGCUUUAUAUCACAGCCUGGGGUUUAUUGAUGGUGCUUGCAUAUUGCUUUAUAUCAGGACUUGCAGCAGUCUACACAGAGAGGGUGUUAAAAACCCAGCGUCUGCCGCUCAGCCUACAGAAUAUGUUCCUCUACAUAUUUGGUGUGGGCAUAAAUUUUGCAUCACAUGUCUACAGCAGCAGUGGAGAGCAUUCGUUUCUUGAAGGCUACUCUGCCUCGGUGUGGCUUAUUGUAGCUGGACAGGCAACAAAUGGCCUGCUAAUGUCCAUAGUAAUGAAACAUGGAACUGGAAUCACCCGACUCUUCAUCAUCUCCUCAGCCAUGCUGGUGAACAGUGUCCUCUCCUGGUGGCUGCUGGGAUUGCAGCUCACGCCUUUCUUUCUCUUGCCUGUGCUAAUGAUCGGAGUAGCCGUGUACCUUUAUUACAGGUAGCUAAUCAAGAGUUUGAGCUAAGACAGCAAAGACAGUGGACUUAAUGGACUAGCACUGGCCAGAAACCUUAUUAUUGAAAAAUGGUGUUUUUCUACUAUAUAUUUUUUCUUUUCCUUUUAAUUUAAUUGUCUUUAUGAGAGGGGAUUUUCUUUGUUUGUUUGUUUGUUUCAAAAUAUCUCAAUACUGCUUGUUGUUGAGAUGUAAACAAAGCAAUCCAGAGUAGUUUGAGGUGAAAUGUGCCACACUACAGAAACCCACGACACAAUGCGUACGCAUAUGGCCAUUUCAUUUGCUGUCGUAAAUGACACGUGAAUUACAUGUGAACUUAAGGUAGGAGUGGACGAUAUGGCAAAAACGAAAUGUCACUUGAAGACAAUGUCAUAAUGCGUGAAGUGCGUCACAGGAUGUAGUUUGCAGUGAUUUUUAUGGAAUGUUUCUUAUGCUGCACUGAGAUAAGGCCAGUUAAACAGGGCUGAUUAUGCUCUCUUUAAAAGGAAACUUGCAGCUAGUCAGUGUUCUGUAAACACUUGUGCUAUCAUAAUAGCUCAGAAAAGUGUACUGUGGCACGAUUUCCUAUGAAAAAAUAAUGUCAUAUUGAACACUGCUACCUUCACAUGCCUUUUAAGCUUUAUAUAUAAUGGUAAGUCUGAAAAUAUGUGUUCUUUGUUUACUUUUUGCCUUACAAUGUGCUCUGUGUACUACACCAACAUGAAUGGAUUUUAAAAAGUACAUUUUAGGCUAAAAACCUAUCUCAAAAAUGUCUCGGGUAUCAAACACUUCCAGCGUCUGGUGACCAGUUCUGAUUGUACGUUUGACAUAUUUCACAUCAAACCACUCUGAAUGACUGUACCUUAACUAUUGAAUUAUGCAGAAAUUAAAAAAACUAGUGAAAUUUAAUUUAAAAGACACUCCUUAGUUCUGCAAAUAUUUCCAAAUAGGGAAAAAGUUGUGAACCAUCCAGGACGUUUAUAAGGAGGUGGACUAUGAAUGGAGUGAAUUGGCUGUAGUUACUUUAAUAUUGGGUGUUCGUUGUGUGGGUGUAAGUUGUCAUGCUACUAAUGUUGACUAUAACACAGCAAAAAUAACAUGGAAAUAUGUAUCAGUAGUCUGUCCAUAUAUUGCUCAAAUGUUUUUUGUUUGUUUUUAAGGAGAUUCCUUUGUCUGUGUCUUUGGAUUUUUUUUCUCGCCAAGUAUCCAUUGCUGCUUUUGCCUUUUCUACUUUAAGAUCUUCACAUCAGAUCAUAUCAUGAAUAAAAUUGAAUCUCUCGAAGACUGUCAGA